AUGAGUGAGAACGCAACCAACCAAACAAAAUCACCAGGAAAAUUCGUCAUGCAGCAUGUGUGGAAGACAGGAGGCACCGAGCUUUGUCGACUGGCAAGAGCGAAUGGCUGGAAAGUGCCGGAAACACCAGGAUGCACCAUUUUCAUUCAUCCCCAUCAAGGUUGGCCAGAAGAGGAUUAUGAUAUGUAUGGCAAUGAAGGGGCAAUCCCCAGCGGCAUUGUAGAUAACGAAUUCUUCCCUCGGAACGAAUUCGCAACAAGAAAUCACAACUGGAAAACAGCCCAUGGUGUCAAAUGGAUCACUACAUUGCGGCAUCCAUACGCUCGCACACUCAGCCACUACAAUCAUGUCAAGCUCCAGGCCAAAUUCCAAAACUUGACGUUCGAAGAGUUCUUGGUGGAGCGUGGUGGUGGCUUUGAACACUUUAUCGACAAUCAACAGACUCGUUGGCAUUGUGGCACAGGUCACUGUGCCAAUACUAAAUUUCAAGUCAACGAAGAAAAACUAAGCCACGCCAUAUCCAACCUCGACAAAAUGUCGGCUGUGCUGCUUCUAGAAGGCAUGAAAGACCCCACUUCGUGCACUCGUCGACAAAUGAGACACGUCCUUCAAUUCAAAAAUGAAACGUUGGAUGGACAGGCCGAGCCAGAUCUGACCCCAAAGACGCGACAUUCUUCCAAAACUGAUUGGGAACAGGUUGUCCGACCCUUUCUGGACAAUCGGGGCAUUUCCACCAAUUCUUCCGUCAAUGGCUUCAACACUAGUGUCAUCAUGAGCGCUUUGGGAUUUCACAACAGCUAUGACAUGCAGCUGUAUGGAUAUGCACGUCACUUGUGUGAAGUUCUAGCAGACCAAUAUGACCAGGAGGCCAAUACCAACGCAAUCACUAACCAGCUAAACAGAUGA
Messenger RNA from Seminavis robusta, 906 nucleotides. The record is from the annotation of a GenBank genome assembly. NCBI's taxonomy places the organism in Eukaryota, Bacillariophyta, Bacillariophyceae, Naviculales, Naviculaceae.